AUGGAGGGCAUCCCGGGCCCUCUCAAGGUCAAGGCGUCCUGGUUCCGGAGGGGCUCCCGGCCCUGCUCCCCGCCUCCCGCGCCCUCACCCUGCCCCUUUUGGCACCGAGGCCUCCAGGUGUCCCGCUCGAAGGCGGAGCCGGAUCACAGCCGCCUCCCCGGCGCCGUAGAGAAGACCCCCGGGAGCUCGCAGCUCCGGCGUCCCGGGCCUCCCGGCGUCCGCGCUCCUCCCCCCGGCGCCUCCCGAUCCCCGAGCGCAGCCCGACCCCGGGCCCGCAACCCCCGCACCAUGCGCGCCCCGCCGCCCCGCAGCCCGCCUGCGCUCUGGCCCGCCGCGCCGCUGCUGCUCCUACUACUGCUCGUCGCCCGGCCGCGCCUCUCCGUGCGCGCGGAUGGGAAGCUCUUCGUGCCGGAGUCUCAGAAUGGCACACAGGACCUGGAUCUGGAGGCUGCUCGACUUUCCUGCAAGAGCAGGGGAGCUCACCUGGGGUCUGCAGAAGAGCUGAGAAGGGUGGUCCAAGACUGCACCUUUGCAGUAUGCACCACAGGCUGGCUGGCUGAUGGCACCCUCGGGACAACUGUGUGCAGCAAAGGGAGUGGUGAACAACAAGUCAUGAGAGCUGUCGAUGUGAUAAUUGAGAGCCACCCAGUUCCUGGUGGCAUGUACAAUGCCUUUUGUAUUAAGGAUGAAGAGAGGCCAUGUGGAGACCCACCUUCCUUCCCACACACCAUCCUGCAGGGCCACACUGGCUUGGAGAUGGGGGAUGAGCUCCUGUAUGUGUGUGCCCCGGGGCCCACUGCCAGCCAUCAAGAACCGGCCUUCACCUUGCUGUGUAACAGCUGUGGGGAAUGGUAUGGCCUGGUGCAGGCCUGCGGGAAAGAUGAGGCUGAGGCCCACAUUGACUACGAAGAUAAUUUCCCUGAUGACAGAUCUGUGUCAUUCAGAGAGCUCAUGGAAGAUUCUCGGACAGAGACAGAAGAGGAGAAAGGUCAGGGAGAUACCUCUGAGGAGACACCAAAACAAGACCGUCUGGUCUUCAUUUCUGUGGGGAAAGAAAAUAUAGCCCAAGAAAAGGCCUUUGUGCCAGCCACAGGCUUGCCUGGUGCUGGGAGCAUUGUCCCCACAGCCUUGCCAAGAUCCCAACUGAACCAAAAGGACUCAUUCUGGCUUCCUGUUGAGACUUUCCACAAGCCAGAGUUGAAAAAGGAGGUGGAUGAUGACACCAGAAAGCAGUUUCCUGCUGAAGACAACCACAGUGGAGUAAAACUGGUCCCAGGUGAGCCUGAAACCAGGCUGACCUAUGGCAGCACUGAUGGCCCCUCGGGGCCUUUAGAGGACAGGAAUGAAAGCAAGGCAGGAGAUCUAGCAGUGAGCAGCAGUGAUGGGUCCUGGUUAGAUGGCUACCCGGUAACAGAUGGGGCUUGGAGGAAAGUAGCAGCAGAAAGGGAGGAUGAUGAGGACAAAGGGGAUGGGUCAGUAAGCCUGGAUGAAAAUGUUCUCACAACCCCUGAUCAGCCUAUCGUCGUGGAAAGUAAGGAGCCCAGGAAUACCAUGCUCACACCAAGCAAUGACAUGACCCACAGUCUUGUUCUUCCAUCUCAAAUGCGAGAUGAAGAGGCUUUAGCCAGGAAUGUAUCUGAUACUGAGGGUCUCCGCAGUGGGGAUGGCAAUUUGACCAAGUACCAGUCAACAGUACUUUGGAGAUUCACUAUGGAGCAGUCUCCCAUGGUCACUCUACCCUAUGAACUUACCACCUCAACCCUGAAGACAACUGCUGUCCAGCAGAUGCCUAAUCACAUUCCCUCAAGUAACAUGGUGCCCACCCAGCUUCCAGUGGAAACUACUGCUUCAAAGGUCCAGGAUAGCUUCCCAUACCUGCUGUCUGAGGACUUCUUGGGACAGGAGGGUCCUGGGCCAGGUGCAAGUGAGCAGGAGCUUCUUCCAACUUUGGAGCCAUGUGUGGGUGACCAGUGUCCCAGCUUCAGCAGAGGCCCUGUGAUUGCCACCAUUGUCACUGUCCUGUGCCUGCUACUGCUCUUGGCAGGUGUGGGGGCAGUGUGGGGAUACCGCAGGUGCCAGCACAAGAGCUCUGUGUACAAGCUGAAUGUAGGCCAGCGGCAGACCCGGCACUACCACCAGCAAAUUGAGAUGGAAAAAGUCUAGCCAUCAUCAGAAUGAGCUCUCUCAAAGCCACUGGGAGCAAGAUUAACUGUGACACAUCACAUAGAUAAAUCACAAGAGCACAGGUGGAGUAGGGCUCAUCUUUUUUGACUCAGGUUUUUGUUCUAUAGGUUGAAAAGUGUCUCUGGAGGCACCAUGUGGGGCAGGAAGAUUUAGAAAGCAUUAUCACAUGUCAAUUCCCCUCAGCCAUCUUUCCUGGAAUUGAUGGCUCUAAUCCUAGGCCGAUGCUUGGCCUUAAUUCCCACACAAAGUCAAAAAUCACCUCUUAUUUCACCAGAUUAUUCUGUUUUCAUUUUUUUUCUCCCACCCCAUGUCUCCUUAUUCACAAUACAGACCAGGUGCAGGGCCUGGGGUGACAUGUAUGUGGGAUAAGUUUACCUUGCCUCCUCUUUCUGUACAGUCAGUGUAAGAGCACUGCAGUGAGCACCACGAGGCCUGUCUUUUCAUUUUUAAGAAGGAAAGUCAUUGACUCCGUGCCCUGAAAUGUUUGCAAUAAUUUGAGAAACUAAGCAUUGUAGGGCAAGUUGU
Molecule: messenger RNA, 2709 nt
Organism: Castor canadensis (American beaver)
Lineage: Eukaryota; Metazoa; Chordata; Mammalia; Rodentia; Castoridae
Gene: Susd5
Product: sushi domain containing 5
Biological process (GO): Notch signaling pathway; cell adhesion
Molecular function (GO): hyaluronic acid binding
Source: RefSeq, a predicted model, not a curated record